CCAAUUGUUGGCAGAGCAGUUUAAUCGCCGGUAUCGUCAGAUGAUCGUCGGUGUGUUUUAUGCGUAAAGCGCGCAGUCAUGGCGUCUGACAGCAGCGAUGAAAUCCGAGAGAGAAUCAUCGAACUGUUUAAACCGCGGCUGAAAACGCUGAUAGAGGUUGAUCCGGUCCUGGAUCGUACAGACUUCAUCGAAGCCGACGAAAAGGAGCAGAUCAGGCAGAAAUCGAGGACCGACGGGAACCCGGUGGCCGUGGGUCUCCUCCUGGCCGCGGUGGCGCGCCGGCCGCACUCCCCCGGCUGGUUCACGGCCUUUGUGGACGCGCUGAGAAGCGCAGGCUUUUCACAUGCUGCCGAUUACAUUCAGCUGAAACUCCCCAAACCCGAAGAGGAGGCGGAAAACGACAACUGCGCCCAGAUUAUUAAAUUACUCACCCCUACUCUCCAGGACAUGAGUACGGAUCAGGUGGCGCUGUUCUGUCACUCCAGAAAGAUUCUGACUGCUGGAGACUUGGAAAGAGUUCAGGCUGAAACACAGAACAGAGGACCCAGAAGUGGAGCCCGUGAACUUUUAGAAAGAAUUGUAAAACGAGAGCCGGGAUGGUUUUCCACCUUCGUCCAAAUUCUCAGAGAAACUGAACACAGCGUCCUGCUUAACUUGUUUGGAGGGUCAGAUGACCCCGAAGAAUUCGAUGAGAAAAAAUCCUUAAAGAAAGACGGACGUGACGGCGAUGGAGCGGCGACAGGAGAGAGCUGUGAAAGCCCCACACUGAUGGAAAUCACUUUCAGUGAAGAGUGCCACGGCGAAGACACAGACCUCUGUGCAAGCAAUGAACUGCCAAACAUCCCCGAGCGCCCGCAGCCAGAUGGAAGUGACUCAGGAGCGGCGGCGGCCCCAAGUCCAGAAAAAGAUAUUGUUCUUAGAGAUUAUCAGAUGGACGUCGCUAAACCUGCCUUGGAGGGAAAAAACAUCAUCAUAUGCCUCCCGACAGGAAGCGGCAAAACCAGAGUCGCAGUUUAUAUUACCAAAAAACAUCUGGAAAGAAGGAGAUCGGAGGGAAACCCAGGGAAGGUGGUCGUCCUGGUGAACAAGGUUCCUCUCGUCGAGCAGCAUUACAGCGCCGAGUUCCUGCCGUUUCUGAAGAAGAGCUACAGAGUGGAGAGAGUCAGCGGAGACUCGCAGCUCAAAAUCUCUUUCACAGAGAUCGUGAACAAAAAUGACAUCAUCAUCUGCACGGCCCAGAUCCUGGAGAACUUCCUGGAGAGGGCCGAGGAGGGGGAGGACGACGGAGUCAAGUUGAGCGAACUGUCGCUGAUCGUGAUCGAUGAGUGUCACCACACUCAGAAAGGAGAAGUCUACAACCACAUCAUGAUGCGGUACCUGAAGCAGAAGCACAAGAACAGACGGCUGAAGAAGGAGCAGAAGCAGCCUGUGCCCCUCCCUCAGAUCCUGGGCCUGACUGCCUCUCCGGGAGUCGGAGGAGCCAAGAAAAUGGAGAAAGUCAUGGAUCACAUCCUGAGCAUAUGUGCAAACCUGGAUGCGUCCAAAAUCAUGACAAGGAGCCUCGGGGAUUUCAAAAAGGAACAGAGGAAAAAAAUAGAAUAUGUUGAGGACAGAAAACAGGAUCCUUUCGGUGAUGUGAUCAAGAAGAUCAUGACUGCGAUUCACAGCCACGCCGACCUGAGUCCAAACUGCGAACUUGGCUCUCAGAACUAUGAACAGUGGGUCGUUCAAAAUGAGCGUAAAGCUGCAAAAGAAGAAGACCGGAAAGUGCGGAUCUGUGCCGACCACCUUCAGCAGUACAGCGAGUGCCUGAACCUCAGCAACACCAUCCGCAUGAGUGACGCCUUGAGCUUCAUCUCCAAAUUCUACGAGGAGGAGAUGAAGAAGAAAACCUCCCCGGAUGAGGAACAUGACAUCGAAAUCACAGAGACAGAGAGAUUCCUCUUCCAUCUUUUCAGAGACAACAAGCGGAACCUGGAGGAACUUGCAAAGAAUCCAGAUUAUGAAAAUGGCAGCCUCUCGAAACUCAGAACGAUUAUACUGAAAGAGUUCACCAACAGGGAAGCGGCCCAAGGGAUCAUUUUCACCAAAACCCGGCGCAGCGCCAUGGCUCUGAGUCAGUGGAUUCAGGAGAACCCCAAGUUUGCCGACGUGGGCAUAAAGUCUGCGUAUAUCAUUGGUGGAGGAGACCAGAGUGUUGUUAAACCAAUGACCUCCGCAGAGCAAAAGGAUGUGUUGAAGAAAUUUGGUAACGGUGACGUCAACCUGCUGAUUGCGACGACUGUGGCAGAGGAAGGUCUGGACAUCCCCGCCUGCAAUUUUGUUAUCAGAUACGGCCUGGUGACCAAUGAGAUAUCCAUGCUUCAGGCAAUGGGCAGAGGCAGAGCUGAAGACAGCAGUUACACCCUGAUUGACGUGAAGAACUCCGGAGUGGCUGAAAGAGAGUUUGUGAAUGAAUACCGCUGCACCAUGAUGGACAAAGCCAUUAUCAAAAUCAGAGCUCUUGAUCAGGAGGAGUAUGACAGAAAAAUCACAGAGUUUCAGAUUCAGGCUAUACUGGAGGAGAAAGUGAGGCUGACAAAGCAGAAGCAGAACAGAAUAAAAAAUGAGAGUCCAGCUAAUGUGCUGCUUCGAUGCCGCGGCUGCAACCAGCAUGUCUGCAGCGGCGAGGACGUCCAGAUCAUCGAAAAGAUGCACAGGGUCAACGUUGCACCAGAGUUCAAGGAACUCUUCAUUCGGAGAGAAAACACUUCUCUUCAGGAACGACUUCUCGAUUAUGAGACCAAUGGCUACAUUGCAUGCAAAGCCUGUGGGGAGAGAUGGGGGUCGAUGAUGAUGUACAAGGGGAUCGAGUGCCCCUGCCUCCACGUGAAAAACUUUGUGGUGAAUAUCAGUGGAAAGAAUAUCAGCAAAUGCAUGAAGUGGAGCGAAGUCCCCAUCAAGUUCCGUGCAUUCAACUACAUAGACCAUGCAAGCCAGGUGGCUGAGAGCUCAGACGAUGAGGAAACUGCGUAAAUAAGAGCUCGAGUCGAUGAUCAUGCACCUUACUUAAUUUCUAUGGCAGUCUUUGGGGUUUCUCUUAGCAUGAACUUAUAGCACCACAAUAGCACAGCUUGACUUGUCCAGUAAAGUAAAAGCACAAAAAUCUUCCGUCAAAGCAGCCAUAAAUGUUUUCUUUGUUCUGAAAACCUUUCUUUAUUUUUUUUUUUUACAAAACCUAACAUGAACAACCUGAUAUGUCUUUAAUCUGAAUCUCUUUGCUAAACUGUUAAUCUUAAGAUUGCCCCAAAAUCAUGCAGCAUUCAUCAUGCACAUUUUCUAAAUCAACCAAGAGCACUUCUUUUCCACACCACUGCACAAGCACUUAUGGUGGAUCAUUUGAGUCCUAAAUUGUUGAGACGACUGGAAGCACUUUAUGCUGGUUUUUAUGGUUCUUAUUUUGAAUGUUAGAAUUUUCUUGUCAAAGGUGUUGCAGAGGGAAUGAGCGUUCAAUCCAGAGAUAUAGAGUUGAUAUUCUUUGCCUUAAACACCCUGAAUAUGCCUGUCUUGUAUCAUGGGUGUGAAUGAUUGAUUUCAAAUAAAGCUGAAAUAUUUUCAAAAUGUG
Molecule: messenger RNA, 3604 nt
Organism: Salarias fasciatus (jewelled blenny)
Lineage: Eukaryota; Metazoa; Chordata; Actinopteri; Blenniiformes; Blenniidae
Gene: ifih1
Product: interferon induced with helicase C domain 1
Exons: 16
Coding region: 79-3015 (978 amino acids)
Biological process (GO): MDA-5 signaling pathway; antiviral innate immune response; regulation of apoptotic process
Cellular component (GO): cytoplasm
Molecular function (GO): zinc ion binding; ATP binding; single-stranded RNA binding
Source: RefSeq, a predicted model, not a curated record